AUGAGAGCAGUUCUGUAUCAGCACAUAACGUCCUGGACAAACUAUUCAGCGUUGGAUGACGAGAAUUCGGACGAAAACCCUCGCAGUCAGACGAGGAGGGAAACGAAGUAUCUCCGGCUACAGAGGGAGCGGGACGCAUCCGCAGCUGAGCUGAACGCGGACGUUGGGAUUGAGCGACAGUUGUCCGGUGGCAAAGAUAGGCUUGAGGAACAGCCAAGAAAAUCCCACCUCUCGCUCGAGAGCAUUACCCUCGCCAGGUGGAAGAUUCCGAGAUACAGCACCGACAAUGGAAUAACCCGAAUGCGGCUUUGGUGGUAUCAGUGGCCAACUCUCGGUCGGGCUUGCUCUCUAUGGGAUUUCUCAAACAACAAGCACCACAACCAUGUUCAACUCGUCCAGACAACAUGUCCUAAUAUAACGAUCCUCUCGCUCUGCUACCACUUCUGUAUCGGUAAGCCCUGCAAAAUUGGAAUCUACAUCGGUACAACUGGCACCCGCGCCGCACACGUAAUCUUGAUGGAGACCGACUGGUGCAGUACGAACCACAAACAGGUGUUUGGCCGGUGCCAUCGGAUCGGUCAGAGAGCCAAAGUCGUGUUCGCAUAUGUCUUCCAAAAUACCCAAAUCGAAUGCGAGCAACUUGCCCUCGACAAGCAUUUAGCACGGUUAGCACUGGGAAAGACAAUAGACUCCUACAACCGAAAAUGAACAAUUAUUCCCCCCCCCCCGGGGGGG
This is a messenger RNA of Aspergillus neoniger CBS 115656, 735 nucleotides long. RefSeq lists its product as uncharacterized. The transcript is spliced from 4 exons. NCBI's taxonomy places the organism in Eukaryota, Fungi, Ascomycota, Eurotiomycetes, Eurotiales, Aspergillaceae. The record is from RefSeq and is a predicted model, not a curated record. The coding region runs from base 1 to 708 and encodes 235 amino acids.